UGUACAGCGGAAACGGCUCUAGUGCACCGGCUGAGGUUUAACUAGAAUAAGCUAACCUUCCUAUCUAAAAUGUCCCACUCAGCUCCUUCAGAAAAACCUUCCAACCCUCAGAAUCCUCGUGUUUUCUUCGAUGUAGACGUUGACGGAGAAAGAGUUGGCCGAAUAGUUCUGGAACUGUUUGCCGACAUCACCCCAAAGACUGCUGAAAACUUCCGUGCACUCUGCACCGGGGAGAAAGGCGUGGGACAAUCCACCUGGAAGCCACUGCACUUCAAAGGAUGCCCGUUCCACAGAAUCAUCAAGAAGUUCAUGAUCCAGGGAGGUGACUUUUCAAACCACAAUGGCACUGGAGGCGAGAGCAUCUAUGGGGAGAAGUUUGAGGAUGAAAACUUCCACUACAAGCAUGACAGAAUGGGUCUUCUAAGCAUGGCUAAUGCCGGGCCGAACACCAACGGCUCCCAGUUCUUCAUCACCACUGUCCCCACGCCGCACCUGGACGGGAAGCAUGUGGUCUUUGGACAGGUGUUAAAAGGGAUCGGAGUUGUAAAAUUGCUGGAAUCCAUUGAAACUGAUGGGGACACUCCUGUAAAGCCUUGUAUCAUAUCUGACUGCGGUGAACAUCAGGAUGGGGACAGCUGGGGCACGGCCCCAAAUGACGGAACAGGAGAUGUCCACCCAGACUUCCCUGAGGACUCCGACAUGGACUUUAAAGAUGUUGACAAAGUUUUGUCGGCUGCUGAAGACGUAAAGAAUAUUGGGAAUGUCCUUUUUAAGAACCAGAACUGGAAAGCUGCUGAUAUUAAAUACAAGAAAGCCCUCAGGUACCUGGAGACGAGUGGAAAUCAACUGGAGGGGGAAGAGGAGCAGAAGAAGCUGGAGCCCACAGCGGUCAGCUGCUACCUCAACACAGCAGCCUGUAAACUGAAGCUGCAGCUCUGGCAGGAAGCGCUGGAGAGCUGUGAUGAGGCUCUUAAAAUAAAUCAAGAAAACACGAAGGCGCUGUUCCGGAGGGCCCAGGCCUGGCAGGGGCUAAAGGAAUAUAACAAAGCCUUGGGGGAUCUAAAGAAAGCUCAGGAAACUGCUCCAGAAGAUAAAGCCAUCAUUAAUGAAAUGAAGAAAGUCCAACUGAAAAUCCAAGAAGAGAAGGAGAAAGAAAAGAAAAUCUAUGCCAAAAUGUUUGCCUAAACACUUGACAAACUUUAAGCUGCAACACGUUAGAAUUUGUUCAUGUUUGGAGUUUUUCUCCUCAGUACAAACUAACAGUAUUUUGCCUUGAUUUGGACCUGGUUUCAUAUCCUUUCUCUGCACUGAACUGCAGUCCAUAGCAUGGCCUGGUUACAGCUCAUAAACUGAGCAAACAGGAUAUCAUGUUAGGAAUCAAUGUAAAGUUUUUGAAACAUCAUUUUGUUUUAUUUAUGUUUUUAUUGGUCAAUAAAAACCAAGGAUAACCAAG
This is a messenger RNA of Cyprinodon variegatus (sheepshead minnow), 1453 nucleotides long. It is a transcript of the gene ppid, whose product is annotated as peptidylprolyl isomerase D. Gene Ontology annotation, molecular function: protein binding; peptidyl-prolyl cis-trans isomerase activity. Gene Ontology annotation, biological process: protein folding; protein peptidyl-prolyl isomerization. The transcript is spliced from 10 exons. The record is from RefSeq and is a predicted model, not a curated record. The coding region runs from base 70 to 1185 and encodes 371 amino acids. Lineage: Eukaryota; Metazoa; Chordata; Actinopteri; Cyprinodontiformes; Cyprinodontidae.